Cutaneotrichosporon oleaginosum is the source of this 505-nucleotide messenger RNA. RefSeq lists its product as uncharacterized. The record is from RefSeq and is a predicted model, not a curated record. Lineage: Eukaryota; Fungi; Basidiomycota; Tremellomycetes; Trichosporonales; Trichosporonaceae.
ACGCGCGGCGGGCGACAGCUGCAGCCACGGCAAACGCCUUACGGCAGCGGCCUAUUCCCGGCAAUCUUCGCGGCCGUCGUACUCCGCCAUACGUCAUGGCGCUGAUCGGCAACAGGCACGCGCCUGGGCGAGUCUCCGUAUCGUGCUCUUAACUCCGGUACAUGGCGCUAUCUUCGUGCUUGCUCUCGGCCACGGAGACCUCGGAGCUCGGAGCGCGGAGAACGGUGGCAGGAGUCGCGGAGAUGCCGAGGUGCAGAGGGAGCGGCCGACGCUGCCCGCGCAAUCAGCUGAUUGUUUCAGCGCUCACGGCUGGAGGGAUCGUCAUCGGGCUCAACACAAGUCAGCUGGCUGGGUUGUCACGGCCAGGGAACAAGAACGAGCCGCGGCUCGGUUGUCAUGUCGCUACGCAAGAUUGUCGCUGAUAUGAUAGUGGCACUUGCCCACUUCCGACCUCCGGAUCUCUAUCCCACACCCAGACUGCAUGGUGAGUACAUGAUGGAGUCUG